AAUCAACAUUUCUGUUUAUUAUGUCUGUACAUUUCUGAUGUAAGAAACGGAAUGAUUCCAUCGAGUGCGUGUUAUGCGUCGUUCCUUUUCUAGGAAAUCAACAUCCCCGAUUCAAAUAAACAAGCUCGUAUGGAGUUCAUCAGUCAGUGUGGUUUCGGUAAUGCGCGGCGACAAAGCUAACAACUGAUUUUGCUGUUGAUCCAAAAAGUUUAAACUUCAAAGUGGGACGUAAUUAUUUUAUUUAUCGUCUCGGUUAAAAUCUCAAGAUGAAUUCGAAUAAAUUAUUACUAUGUAUCGUUACGCUGAGUAUACAAACAUAUGCCUCCGCUUACGCUUACGGUUCUUUAUACCAAUCGAGUAAUAUGAAAUGUUCAUAUGGAGAACGUGGUUCUUUAACAGCUACAUGUGAAAACGCAACGUCAAAUUUCUUCAAAUCAACCCCAUAUCGUUUCGACAGUUUAGACGAGACGUUGAUUUGCAAAAAUUGCGAUUUAGGAAAUGUACCUUCGAAUGCCUUCGAUAUCACAAACAACCAAAUUGCAACCUUAAUACUACAAAGAAGUAACAUUCUAGGACUUUCUAAUGCUGCUUUUAUGGGUUUGAUCCAGCUAAAAGUACUCGAUUUAUCGUAUAAUUCGAUUCCAAGUAUUGCCCCCGGUGUAUUUAAAGGAAUAAAAAAUGUGAUAAGCUUAGAUUUGUCGCAUAAUAAUUUGGGGAUGUUAUUAAAAAAUGGGUUUUCCGAACUUGGUAAUUUAACAACCAUGCAUUUGAAUGAUAAUUUGAUUAAAUCGAUAGAUUCGGGGUCGUUUGAAAAAUUAGGCCAUUUAAAGCAUUUAGAUUUAACAAAUAAUUACGUUAAAGAAAUUACGGAUUCUUUCGUUGGAGUACCAAACCUUGAACAUUUGAUGUUAAGAAAUAAUUCUUUAACGGCAUUGCAACCAGAUCAAAUCAAUAUGACGAGCUUAAUAUCGUUGGAUUUAUCUCAAAAUAAAAUUCAAAAUUUGACGGCAUACGUUUUUUCAUCGUUAAAGAAUUUGGAACAAUUAAAUUUAUCGAGAAACGGAUUAGAAAACAUCGAAAAUGGUGCUUUUAAAGGACUUAGUAAGCUCGAAUAUUUAGAUUUAGAAAAUAACAAUAUUCAUACACUUCAAUAUGCCACUUUUAUUAGAUUACACAAUCUUAGGGAGUUACAUAUGCCUUACAAUAAAUUAUACGUAUUAAAGCUGGGCCUUUUUUCACCAAUGCCCGAGUUAAGAUAUCUCAACGUUUCUCAUAAUAACAUUCACGGCAUCGCCAAAGGAAACGUAAUGAAAUUAUACCAUCUCCACACGUUAGAUAUAUCUUACAACGACAUAACUGAACUUGAUUAUAAAGAUUUAUUUGAUCACGCCCAAAGAUUAGUGUACAUUACGGUUGACAAUAACAAUCUUCCAUGUUAUGUAGUUGAAGAAAUGAUCGAUUAUUUUAACGACGAUGGAGUAAUGUUUAGUAUAGACGACACAUCAAGUUUAAAACAAUCUUGUAAUAAAACUUUAACAAAAGAUAUUAGUUUAGAAAAGGAAAUGGUUAAAAUUGAAAAACUUGCAAUGCCAGAACCACCACAAACAUCCGGCAAUAUCUACGUCAUUUACGUGUUGUUAUGUCUUUUAACGAUUAUCGUUUGCUUCAUGGGUUACAUUCAAUUAAAAAUUUAUAAGGAGACAAUUGGAAGGAAAACCAACGAUAUCGCCGAAGUGAAUUUAAUUUCUUCUGGAGGACAUGCAAAUCAUGACGAUUAUUAAAACGUUUAUCGAAAAAGAAAUAGACAUAUAGUGAUUUUGUGAAACUCUAUGUGCCAUUACGACUGUUACAGGGAUCUUUAUGUAAAAAUUAAUAAAAAAAACUUAUUUUUAAUAAAAAAAUUUAAUCUUUA
Messenger RNA from Onthophagus taurus, 1912 nucleotides. Its product is annotated as chondroadherin-like. NCBI's taxonomy places the organism in Eukaryota, Metazoa, Arthropoda, Insecta, Coleoptera, Scarabaeidae. Gene Ontology annotation, molecular function: protein binding. The record is from RefSeq and is a predicted model, not a curated record.